Messenger RNA from Eruca vesicaria subsp. sativa (arugula), 258 nucleotides. The record is from the annotation of a GenBank genome assembly. Lineage: Eukaryota; Viridiplantae; Streptophyta; Magnoliopsida; Brassicales; Brassicaceae.
AUGAGUAAUGAAUCUGGUAAUUCGAGUGGAGUCUCUAGCGAUCGGACAAGAGGUCGCGUUGUUGGUAAGAGAUUUUGGUGUGGAGAAUUAACAAUCCCCUUAACGUCGAAGUCGACCACGAAUCCUUACAGGAGAUACAUUCGGUGUGAUGUUGCGGUGGAGAGAAAGAAAAUUGACCACUUCUUCACACUCAUCUUUUCUUCUUCACAUAUUCACUUCUCAGGCUGUGUGAAAACACCUUGGGAAGCUUCAGGCUAA